CCUCUUCUUUUUCUCUCUCUCAGUGCCUCUGGGGGGAGCAAAUCGAAUUGUGUCUUAGAGGUUUUGCGGGUUCCAUCGUUUUAUUUUUCAUUGCUUAAUUUUGUCUAUACAUUCUCUUGUUAUCCUCUGGGUUUCUGUUUCUCUGUUCUUUCGCUUUCAGUAUAUUGUAGUUUCAGUGACGGAAAAAGCGGCAAAAACCAUGUAGAAGUGCUAUAGGGAAAUCAUAAUUCUAGGGUUUGAACGACUAUGGUUUGUCUUCUUACUCUGUUCAGUUGCUUCGAUAAGGUUGAUUAAUUGGGUGCUAUGUGUUUGUUUCGUGGAGUCUCGUGUUUUUCGUCUGGUGAUUAUAAAUUUUAACUGUAAUGGUUAAUGUUGAAAUACCCAGUUGGCUAAAAGGGUUGCCAUUGGCACCCGAAUUUCGGCCCACUGACACCGAAUUUGCAGACCCAAUUGCGUAUAUAUCAAAAAUUGAGGAGGAGGCUAGUGCGUUUGGUAUAUGCAAGAUUAUCCCUCCAUUACCAAAGCCUUCAAAGAAAUACGUUUUCUCUAACUUGAACAAGUCACUUUUGAAGUGCCCUGAAUUGGGGUCGGAUGUAGAUUUUUCUAAUGUCGGUUCCUCCUCAAAACUGGGUGGUGGGAAUGGUGGGAAGGAUGGUGAUGUUAGGGCUGUUUUCACAACUAGGCACCAAGAGUUGGGACAGAAUGCCAAGAGAAUGAAAGGGGUGAUUGGUACUCCGCAAUUUGGCGUGCAUAAGCAGGUGUGGCAAAGUGGGGAAGUUUAUACAUUGGAACAGUUUGAGUCAAAGUCUAAGGCUUUUGUGCGGAGCCAGUUGGGAGUGAUUAAGGAGGUCACGCCUUUGGUAGUUGAGGCAUUGUUUUGGAAAGCAGAGUCAGAGAAGCCUAUAUAUAUUGAAUAUGCAAAUGAUGUGCCUGGCUCGGCUUUUGGGGAACCAGAGGACCAAUUUCGAUAUUUGAGUAAGCGGAGGAGGAAGAGGGAAUUGUUUUGUAGGAGAGAAAGCUCUGGCUUCAAGAAAAGUGAGGAGGAAAGUAAAAGGAGUAUUCAUAGUGAUCACGAGACUAGUGAUAUGCUUGGUAAGAAUGUGCUGGAUAUGUCUUUGCAGGCAUCCAAGCUAUUUACAGAAUCAGCAAAUCUUCCUUCUGAUAAACUUUUGCAGUCCUCUAGGAGAAAGAGUGUAUCCUCCCCUAGUGAUAUGGAAGGUACUGCCGGCUGGAAGCUUUCAAACAGUCCGUGGAACCUUCAAGUAAUUGCACGCUCACCUGGCUCACUUACUCGUUUCAUGCCAGAUGAUAUCCCUGGUGUUACUUCACCGAUGGUUUACAUUGGUAUGUUAUUCAGCUGGUUCGCUUGGCAUGUUGAAGACCAUGAACUUCAUAGCAUGAAUUUUCUUCACACGGGCUCGUCCAAGACUUGGUAUGCUGUCCCGGGUCAUUAUGCAUUUGCAUUUGAAGAGGUUAUUCGGUCUGAGGCUUAUGGGGGUAAUGUUGACCGGUUAGCUGCCCUUAGCCUACUAGGUGAAAAGACAACUCUGUUAUCACCAGAGAUAGUUAUUGAUUCAGGGAUUCCCUGCUGUAGGUUAGUACAAAAUCCUGGUGAAUUUGUUGUGACUUUUCCGAGGGCUUACCAUGUGGGAUUCAGCCAUGGUUUUAAUUGUGGUGAAGCUGCUAACUUUGGAACACCACAGUGGCUUAAAGUAGCUAAGGAAGCUGCUGUUCGAAGAGCUGCUAUGAAUUAUCUUCCUAUGCUUUCGCAUCAGCAGUUGCUGUAUCUCUUGACCAUGUCCUUUGUUUCCAGGACUUGGACUCGGGGAAAACGAUUGGCAAUGCCAGUAUGGAUUCGGGUCUUUAUCUACUGCAAGUUGACAACUCUUCUCUUAAUAGACAAACUCAUCAUGCAAGUGCCACGAUCAUUGCUACCAGGUGCACGGAGUUCUCGCCUGAGAGACCGCCAGAAGGAAAGAAGGGAGUUCUUAGUAAAGAAGGCUUUUAUAGAAGAUAUGUUGAAUGAAAACAAGAUGUUAACUAUUCUUCUUGGAAGAGAAGCUGCUUAUCGUACGGUAUUGUGGGACCCUGAUCUACUUCCUUGUCAAAGUAAGGAGUCUCGGAUGGCCAGUGUGACUGCUGCUGCUUCUUGUGCACUGGCAGAAAAUUUUUCCUACAUUCACUCUGAAACAAAUAGCAACACCAAACAGAAUAACCUUUUAGAGGAAAUGAACUUGUAUAUGAGAACCUUGAAUGAUUUAUAUCUUAAUGAUGAUGAUUUGUUAAGCGAUUUUCAAGUUGAUUCUGGACCGCUGGCAUGUGUGGCUUGUGGCAUUCUUGGUUUUCCAUUUAUGUCUGUGGUACAACCUUCUGAGAAAACAGUAACGCAACUUCCAGCAUAUCAUACUUUGGUUCAAGAAAAACCUGUAGCUUCAGAACAUAAUAACCCUCAUUCUCAUCCAGAUGUUGCUUCCAUCAUGAAGGAAUCUACUUCAGGAGAUAUUUUUUCUGAAAUUUCUUUGUCCAAAAAGGAAAUGUUAACACCCUCAUUUAUGGAGUUUAAAAACGGGUGGAAUAAUUCUUGUAAAUAUCUAAGGCCUCGAGUUUUUUGCCUGGAGCACGCACUUCAAAUUGAGGAGUUGUUGCAGUCAAAAGGUGGAGCUAGUGUUCUUGUAAUUUGCCAUAGAGACUAUCAGAAGAUGAAGGCUCAUGCUACAGCAGUUGCGGAGGAAAUUGGUUGUUCUUUUAAUUAUAAUGAUGUUCCAUCAGAGUCUGCAUCACAUGAAGAACUUGAUUUGAUUAAUCUUGCCAUUGAUGAUGAAGAACAUGAUGAAUGUGGAGAAGACUGGACAUCAAAACUGGACAUCAACUUACGAUGGUGUGUGAAGGCAAGGAAGAACUCCCUUUCUAAGCAAGUUCAUCACGCGCUGGCAUUAGGUGGACUAUUCUUGGAUAAAAAUCCCAAUUCAGAUUUCUCUAACAUUAAAUGGCAAUCCAGAAGAUCACGCUCAAAAGUUAGGUUGAAUCAUUCAUCCCAAUGUGAACCAUGUGAAGGCCUUGAAGUAAAAAAAGAUGAACAAUCAGGGGGAAAAUCAGAUGAUGUGAUUGUCAGAAAGAAAGAAACACUUAUUCAAUAUUCAAGGAGGAGUAAGUUUAAAUCAGGCUGUUCUAGGGAAGCAAAUAGGGUUCAGGAUUGCCCUAGAAAACAAACCGCAGAAGAAGUUUCAGAUCCUAUAUGUGGAAAUUUUGUUAAUCUUAGUAAAAAUAUCUCGGAAAGUAGCCUUUCCAAUGAUGGCCAUAGCAGAAGCAGUUCUGGAAUGGGCUUCUCUCCUAGCAAAAUGCCUUUGAUGAAACAUGAAAAAGCUCAGGUUGAACAAAACAUAGGAAUGCAGUUAAAUUCUUUUCUUUUACGAGAUGCAGAAUCACUUGCCACUACUUCAGAGUUUGUAAGUCGUGGACAGAUUGAGAGUGAACCACUGGAGGUGCUGAACAUGGAGAGACAACCUUGUAACUUAGCAAUUGGUGAUGGUUCUGGGGUGAACCAUGAGGUUAAGGUCAGUCAGGGAACCAAUGCAAAAACUGCAAACUUUUGUACUGAGGAAUGUUCUGGCGAGCAUGUCAUUCCAGGUUGUGCUAGAUUUGAAAUGAAACAUAAAGAUCACAUUGUGGUAAAUAAUGCCUGGCUGACAAUGCCCUGUCAACUUGUUUCUGUAUCAGGUGAUGGGGGAGACAUGUUGAUGGACGAGGUUUCUGACAAAGUUAAAUUAGCCGCUUUAGAGAGUGCUGUUCUGCCACCAGAAAAUUUUGAACCGGGGAUAGAGGGAAUAGUUGUUGACAUGGACAAUGAGGCUUUUAAUCAUGUGAUUUCUGUUAACGAGGUCCAGCUUGAAAUUCCAGCUGGCUACACAAGUAAAGUUGAGGAACCAAACUCAACAGAUCAUGCAUCAAUUAGUCAGACAACACCUGCCUCAAUAGGAGAGAAUUGUGAAGGUACAGGAGAGAUCUGUACUGAAGAAAACUUCUGCUGUAGUGUUUCUGUAGAAAAUAACCUGCAGCUGACUUCUGAUACAAGUAAAGAACAUUCGAUUUUUGAUGUUGAUACACUGAUAAAUGGACCUUCUACCCCACUGAAGGAGAGUUCAGAAGUUCCAAGGGAGAUUUGUGCAAAUUUGUGCAAGGAGGUGACUUUGGAGAAUAAAGUGCAUCAGUGGGGCAUUCAGAAUACACAUGAAGGUGUGGUGGAGCUUGUCUCGAGUUCUGUUACACAAAUGGAAGUAGAUCAUCCUACUCUUUUGAAAGAACAUUCUGAUGUAUCCAGAGGGACGGGUGCUAAACUGGCUUCAGAUGCUAAAUUGCAGGUAGGUACCCAGACUUCAUGUACCUCCAAUUCCAUUCUGCAAAUGGCAGAAAGUCAACAAAUUCCUGUAUCUGUGAAAACAUGUUCUAAUGUCCCAAGAGGGACACUUGUCAGCAAAGAGUUAAGCAGUGAUAUUACAAUAGAGAGUGAAAGACAAGAAAAUAACCAGAAUGUGAAAAUUAGUAAUGAGGUACACGUUUCUUGCUCCGCAACACCUAUAUAUCAGCCCAUUCUUCCCCCAGUCCAUGAAAGUUCCGAAGGUCAAAGUGGGGUCCGUAAUGUGGCAAGCUUGCACGAUGGAAAUGAAGGUUGUGAGGCGGAGAAUAUUGAAUCUUCCACGGUAGAUCCCAAUUCAAAUAGAGGAAAAGAAAGAAAACGAAAAAGAGGAGAGGAACAAAAAGCAGAAAACAAAUUAGAAAAUAACAUUUUUAUCAGGAGUCCAUGUGAAGGCCUGAGGCCAAGGAAUAGGAAAGAUGAAACAAGUGGAAGUGGGAUUGAUUCCAGCAAAAAAGUCAAGGAGAAGGUGGCAAGAAGAAAGACAGAAGAAUGUUCAAAAGUUGAAGAUCCUUGUGGAGGCAAGAAAGAAAUUUUGAAGGACCGUCAUAGGUGUGAUUUAGAAGGAUGCCGGAUGAGUUUUGAGACAAAAGAGGCGUUGAGGGUGCACAAGCGGAACUGUUGCCCAUAUGAAGGUUGUGGAAAGAAGUUCAGUUCUCACAAAUAUGCUGUUCUUCAUCAACGUGUACAUGAUGAUGAAAGACCACUAAAGUGUACGUGGAAGGGUUGUUUGAUGACAUUUAAAUGGGCUUGGGCUAGGACUGAGCAUAUGCGUUUGCACACUGGGGAGCGGCCAUACAAGUGCCCAGUUGAGGGCUGUGGUCUUUCAUUUAGGUUUGUGUCAGAUUUUAGCCGCCAUAGACGAAAAACGGGUCACCGGGUGAACUCACCUGCCUGAAGAUUUGUUCUAGUUGGCAGAUUGCUUGUGCAAUAUAUAAAUGCAGGGGGGGAAUGGAGAUCUAGGGGGCCAAAAGGAGGCCUGUAGGAUUUACAGAUACCCUAUCACUGUUUAUGAGUAGUAGGUGGAGGUUAGGGUUAAAACUUAUCCUUUUCUGUAGGUGUAUUAUCCAAUUAAUAGAAUUCAAUGAUAGUUGGAAAUACCCAUUUUGAGGGUUUUGUUCUUCAAUCUGGAUUCUUGUGUAGUCAAUGGGACCUAGCAACAGUGGCAGUCAUGGUGCGGGAAAGAAGCUCACCAUUGUCACCUUGUUUGUUGGUGGGUCUGAUUUUUGUGCUGCUGCUGCUGUUGAUGAUGAUGAGGAUGAUGAUCUCUUGGUUUUUUUCAAAUGUUCUGGUUAGUUUGAUGUAGAAGAGGCGUCUGGUAGAGAUGUAAAUUGUGGUAGAGAGACAUUGAGUUCUAAAAUCUGGUCAUGGUGUUCUUUUUUUCUCUUUAUGGUUUGACAUUUCUUGUCAACUUACACAGCAAUAAUAAUAGUGAAAAGUGAAAACAUUUAUUAUGAG
This is a messenger RNA of Carica papaya (papaya), 5869 nucleotides long. RefSeq names its product Zinc finger (C2H2 type) family protein / transcription factor jumonji (jmj) family protein (gene ELF6). Lineage: Eukaryota; Viridiplantae; Streptophyta; Magnoliopsida; Brassicales; Caricaceae. Gene Ontology annotation, molecular function: histone H3K4me/H3K4me2/H3K4me3 demethylase activity. Gene Ontology annotation, biological process: chromatin remodeling; regulation of gene expression. Gene Ontology annotation, cellular component: nucleus; chromatin. The record is from RefSeq and is a predicted model, not a curated record.